Suillus fuscotomentosus is the source of this 357-nucleotide messenger RNA. RefSeq lists its product as uncharacterized. NCBI's taxonomy places the organism in Eukaryota, Fungi, Basidiomycota, Agaricomycetes, Boletales, Suillaceae. The record is from RefSeq and is a predicted model, not a curated record. The coding region runs from base 1 to 357 and encodes 118 amino acids. The transcript has a single exon.
AUGAGUUUUCACCAGUGGAGCAGUUCUGCAGCUUCUGCUAUCCCUUCGGCAUCUGAGCAACAACAUGCGCUGCUACUAGCGUCGUUUCCGGUCCAGCUCACGCAGUCUCUCGCCUGUCAAGCAUCGACAUCAUCAGUCGCACACGCCUCAAGGACACCCAUCCACACAAUACAAAACCAGUUUUCGAUCGAAGAACUCACUGCACAGUGUGCUAAGGCACUCAAAGAGGACCGAAAAGAUGCUCUGAGUGAGCUUGAGCGUUAUGAGCGCGAACCAAUCACGCUCAAUGCGGGCGAGCGCGUGACUGAUCUCGUUCGCUUCUGGAAGGUGAGCUCGACUGUUCCUUCACGCACAUAA